Molecule: messenger RNA, 2036 nt
Organism: Theobroma umbraticum
Lineage: Eukaryota; Viridiplantae; Streptophyta; Magnoliopsida; Malvales; Malvaceae
Product: phosphoglycerate mutase-like protein AT74H
Molecular function (GO): catalytic activity
Source: RefSeq, a predicted model, not a curated record
GGUGACAAAUAAUAAGCUAGCCAUCAAUUGAUCCAGCCGCCUUCCCUCCACCUACUGAUCUCAAAUAGAGAAUGGAACCAUUCUCAAAGGGAAGGCGCCUCGACUCAUUUGAUUCUUUCAUUGCACUCAAUUUUAUUUGCCAGUGGUACAAAUUCAUGACUAUAUUGAUAGAGAAACAAUAGAAAAGUCCCCUUUUCUAAUUGCACCACACGUUUAUAGGCCACGAGAGAUGGAACUGCUAGCUAGCAGCAUGGGGGCGCGUGGAGUCAAAGCUCGUACUAAUGGCAUAUUCCCUGAAAAUGAUGGAAAGAGCUAGGAGCUCCGUUCAGGAGUCUGGACAUGUUCUAGUUCUCCACUCCAAACUGCCCUACGCCACCGUUUUCCAUCAUUAACCUUCCCAGUAGUUUCUAUGGACCUCUCUUUACAAAAUGCAAACUGAGCUGAAAUUUGCUAAGUUCACCUAACCUUGCAUGUGACCAGAACUUUUUAACACUCCAAUCGCAUUUGAAAACCUAAAAUUUUCACUGUUUUUAUUGACAAGUAUGGCCACUCUUACUUUCACACCAUCCCCAGCACCAUAUCCCCUACUUUCGCAAAGAAAACUAACUGGUCUAGGUCCUAGUCAAUGCCUUGGAACUCCAAAAGAAGCCAUCCGAAUCCCUAGUAGUAAUGGAAAGGCCAUGUUUCCUGAAAAGGGUCUUUUAGCACGCGCGGAAACAUCAUCACCUCCUACGCCUCGCCGGAUAAUCCUGGUAAGGCAUGGACAGAGUGAAGGGAAUGUGGAUGAGAGUGCCUACACAAAAGUCGCUGAUCCCAAGAUUUCGUUAACCGAGAAAGGCAAGGCUGAAGCUGAGGAAUGUGGAUGGCGAAUAAGGGAAAUGAUUGAGAAAGAUGGAGCAGAUGAUUGGAAGGUUUAUUUCUAUGUGUCACCAUACAAAAGAACACUUGAAACGCUUCAGCACUUGGGCAGGGCAUUUGAGCGUUCGAGAAUUGCUGGCAUGAGAGAAGAGCCUCGAAUCCGGGAGCAAGACUUUGGAAAUUUUCAGGACAGAGAGAAAAUGAGAGUUGACAAAGCUCUUCGUCUGCGUUAUGGUUGUUUCUUUUACCGCUUCCCUGAGGGAGAAUCUGCGGCAGAUGUUUAUGACAGAAUUACUGGAUUCAGAGAAACACUUAGGGCGGAUAUCGACAUUGGACGCUUUCAGCCACCUGGCGAGCGGAGCCCAAACAUGAAUCUAAUUAUUGUGUCACAUGGCCUAGCAUUGCGUGUGUUUCUGAUGAGGUGGUAUAAAUGGACUGUGGAACAAUUUGAAAGACUCAAUAACAUGGGCAAUGGUAACAUAAUUGUCAUGGAAAAAGGUUAUGGUGGAAGAUACAGCUUAUUAAUGCACCACACUGAAGAAGAGCUAAGAGAGUUUGGAUUGACAGAUGAAAUGUUGAUUAAUCAAGAAUGGCAAAACACUGCAAGACCAGGAGACCUGAAUUAUGAUUGUCCAGUAGUAAAUUCUUUCUUCACUCACUUUGAAGAUGAGGGCUGCAGGACCCCGUACUAAGAGAAGAUAUUAGAAUUUAGAUUAUCACUAUACAACAGAAAGGAGCUGGGGAUUAUUAUUAGACAGACUAAAGGCUAGACAACAUGAAGCCAAAGAUUUUGAGCCUGCAGAGUGCUUGACAUCAUGAUUCUGCUAAGGAAUAAUUCCUGGUGUCAUAUUCAUCAUUCUUGCAGGGAUUCUGAUUGGAACGGGAGGCAAUGCCACAGUUCCCUAGCCAUUCUUCUAUAGGGCAAUAUAACAAAAGGUAUUGACAAGGAAAUUGAAUCAGCUAAAGAGAAAAUUUACAUGCUGGAUUGUCAUUCUCCUUAAAUGAGUAGCAAAUUUUAAGAACAUGAUGAGGUGGUUCAUAUUAUAAUUCAACUCAUAGUUAAGAAAAAGUUAUCCUGACUGUAUUAAUUUGUUAGAUCUGUGAUGUGAACUAUCACACAAUAUUCAACUAAUGAAGAGGAUAAUAGAAUUUAUGUUUACGUUAUAUGUAAUAUUGGG